Messenger RNA from Penicillium soppii, 2922 nucleotides. Its product is annotated as DDHD family phospholipase. Gene Ontology annotation, molecular function: glycerophospholipase activity; metal ion binding. The record is from RefSeq and is a predicted model, not a curated record. Gene Ontology annotation, cellular component: cytoplasm. The transcript has 4 exons. Bases 1 to 2922 code for a protein of 973 amino acids. Lineage: Eukaryota; Fungi; Ascomycota; Eurotiomycetes; Eurotiales; Aspergillaceae.
AUGACGGGCCCGAUCCACACCUACGGUCCAAGCUGCUUGCUAGUAGAUGAGCCGCUUCUGACUGACUCUCAGUCAUCUUUGCCAGAGAUUCGGACACAGUUUUUCUACAUAUCAUCACUGCCGAUCGAUGAUCCACUCGCUCCUCUGCCGCCUCCUGCAAACCAGGCGGCCGGUACUGAGAGACUACCUCCCAAGCCAUUUUCAGCCAGGGAUAACAUCGCCUUGGAAGAGGCUUGGCGCGAUUUACGGGAAACGAGAAAGACCAAAAAUGCUGCAAGCAACAAAUUCAGGUCAAAUACAGUGAUCCGACCAUCCGGGAUAGCUGUACCUGGUCACGGUCCGGUAUCAAAUAUUGAGCCUCACCACAAUAUAACCGGUCGAGAUGAGUCUUCCCUGGUCGGCAGCAAGGGAAGCACUCUAAGCAACCCUCCUUUUUUCCCGGAAGAACUGCCCUCUCAAAGUCAUCGGAGUCACAUCGCUUUUGCUUCCAGUAGUGCUGGCAUACAGGCACAAAAUUUUACCAAGGAUAAACAUUCAUGCUCUUCGUCAAACGAUGGAGUGAAGAACGACACUGCUAAAGGCAUUGAUACUGACAGAAAACGGGCACGUUCUUCUUCAGUCACUGAGUCUAGCGCAACCAAGCGAAGAAGCAGCUCUCCGCCGGAGACCGAUGAUGUAGAUGAAGCUGAAGAGGAGGUUGGAAGUCUCCGGGCUAAUCGUUCUCGCGAUGCAAGUAUAAGUGGCUCUCCGUUCAUACGAGCGCCGAUAUCUCAGUCCCAAACGCCUCUUGGUCACUCAUUUGAGUCGGGAUCAUCGAAGGAAGGAGGUCAGGAUUGGCAUGCUGAUGUUCGAACCAGUGCGCCUCGCAGUGCUCCAAAGCCUUCGGGUCUCAGAACAACUGUCAGCCUGGAUCACUUAACACAGGAUUCCCAAGAUGAGAGGACUGAAGAGCCAAACUCAGAAUCGAAAAUCCCGGUGGGUGUCUCUCGGCUUCAUUUAGUUGAAUUGCCGAGUCUCAAGAUGAAACCAAUUUACUGGAGUCCCCUUCAAGAUAUCUCAAACGUGGUACGAGCCACCUGGUUCUACAAAAAUUCAAUGUACCCCGUUGAGACAGAACUCGCGAACAAGUUGGAGGAGGGAUAUGCUUACCUCAAGCCAUGGACCGACACUUGGCAAGAUGAACUAAACAGUUGUGUGGAUAACGGCGCUGAUGCUGAGUUGAAGAUUGUUCACCCCUUGUGGACAAAACAGUCCGCUUCUGGCACUCAGUCUGCAAGCACACAGGAUGCUCAGAGGGGUGAUACUCAUUUAGAUGAAGCUGCCGAUACCGCGACAUUCGAUUGGAAUCAAGCUGCUGGUGGCACCGCCGCUCAUGCCGAAAAUAUCAAGGCAUACCUCACAUCCAGCGCCAUUUACGUCAAUGCAACCGAAGCCCAAGUGCUGCGACCCAGUUUACUACCCUCGGCCUCGAGGGGGCGACGACCUCUUGGUGCAAUCAGGAAGGGUCGGCAGAUCGGUAUACCCGUGGUUCGGGGCUUUAGUAGGAAGUUGUGGGAACAACUUCACCCAUCAAAGGCCAAUCCUAUCGAUGUGCGCCACUACAUCCGCCAAACGCAGUCUCAGAAAACCUCUGCGCCGGGUGAACAGGUAUGCUAUGCGUGCAAGAUGGAAGAGUCACGACCGCCUCCCACAGACCUUGUCCUUGUCAUUCAUGGUAUCGGACAAAAGCUUUCUGAAAGAAUGGAAAGCUUCCAUUUCACUCAUGCUAUCAAUGCAUUCCGACGAGAGGUGAAUAUGGAGCUCAAUAACGAGCCUGUGUGGCCCCACGUGCGCAAAGAUCAUGGGGGGAUUAUGGUUCUCCCUGUUAAUUGGCGCACAAAGCUAUCACUAGAUGAUCCCGAUGUUGAGUCCAGUAUCGAUGAUCCAGGCAGCAACAACUUUUCUCUUGACGAUAUUACACCCCAAACUCUUCCAGCUAUUCGAUCCCUGAUCAGCGAUGUCAUGCUUGACAUUCCAUACUAUCUAUCACACCACAAACCUAAGAUGGUCAAGGCUGUGGUAAGAGAAGCGAACCGCGUGUAUCGUCUUUGGUGUAAAAACAACCCAGGGUUCCAAGACCACGGGCGUGUUCAUCUUAUUGCUCAUUCACUUGGAAGUGUUAUGGCUGUCGACAUCCUCAGUCAACAGCCAACACACGUUCCUCAUUUCGAUUUCUCCAACACGGCUUUGCAUAACGACAUCUUCGAGUUCGAUACAAGACAUCUGUUUCUCUGUGGAAGCCCAGCUGGGUUCUUCUUGCUUCUCAAUAAAGCUAGCCUUCUUCCCCGGAAGGGUAGAGAUAAGCCAGGUGGUGAUGGCGAUGAUUUACUUCGUGGAGUCGCCGGCGAAGCGGGACAAUAUGGCUGUCUGGCUGUGGAUAAUCUGUACAACAUCAUGCACACAACUGACCCAAUUGCGUACCGCGUCAACGCAGCAGUGGACUCAGAGCUCUCGAACACGCUCAAAAUGGGCACCAUCCCCAGUUCCACAUCCUCCUUCUGGCAAUCCUUUGGCAGUGUCUUCCGCUGGAGCUCCACGCCAUCAACAUUGCUAGCCUCUACGGUCCCUACUCGCCCCGCAGCAAUCUCCAAGCUCCCAUCCAAUGUUGAGCUCGAGACGCACGACUUUACUCGCGAGGAGAUCGCCGAGAAGCGCAUGUUUUUGCUCAACGACAACGGCCAGAUCGACUACUGCCUGUCUGGCGGUGGUGGCCCUCUAAAUAUCCAGUACCUCAAUAUGCUCAGUGCCCACAGUAGUUACUGGACUCUGGGUGACUUUGUGCGCUUUUUGGUUGUGGAGAUUGCGAGGAAGCAGGGAAGAGAUGGGACAUUGCUUGCUUUUAGAGCCGAGAAGAAGAAGGGGUGGAAGUACUCGAAGGGGUGA